CCCUUUCAACUCAUUCACCAACUUCUUCCCCUUCCUUUCCUUCAACAGUUUCUCUAAACAUGGCUCUCUCUACCAUCUCCAAAUUAGCCUUUGCCCUCUCUGCAACUUUGUUCAUCGGCUACGCUAUCGCUCACGACUUCUCGAUCGUGGAAUAUUCCCCCGAGCAUUUAGCCUCCAUGGAUAAAACCAUCGAGCUUUUCGAGUCGUGGAUGUCGAGGCAUAGUAAGUCGUAUAGGAGCAUUGAAGAGAAGCUCCAUAGGUUUGAGAUAUUCCUUGACAAUUUGAAGCACAUUGAUGAGACAAACAAGAAGGUUUCUAGCUAUUGGCUUGGGUUGAAUGAAUUUGCAGACCUGAGCCAUGAAGAGUUUAAGAGUAAAUAUUUGGGAUUGAAAGUCGAGUUUCCGAGGCAAAGAUCAGCUCGUGGCUUUAGUUACCAGGACGUCGAGGACGUGCCGGAGUCGGUCGAUUGGAGACUCAAAGGAGCUGUUACUCCAGUCAAGAACCAAGGCUCCUGUGGGAGUUGUUGGGCGUUUUCAACUGUGGCAGCAGUGGAGGGGAUAAACCAAAUUGUUACUGGAAAUCUAACCUCGUUGUCCGAACAAGAAUUGAUCGACUGCGAUCGAAGCUUUAACAAUGGAUGCUAUGGCGGUCUGAUGGAUUACGCCUUCCAAUACAUAAUGUCGAACUCAGGACUUCGAAAGGAGGAGGACUACCCAUAUCUUAUGGAGGAAGGAAAAUGUAUUAGAGAAAAGGAACAAUUUGAUGUCGUAACAAUCAGCGGUUACGAAGACGUGCCAGCAAACGACGAACAGAGCCUCCUAAAAGCAUUGAGUAACCAACCUGUCAGCGUAGCCAUUGAGGCUUCUGGCAGAAAUUUCCAAUUCUACAAAGGGGGAAUAUUCACAGGUCGAUGCGGAACUGAGAUGGAUCACGGUGUGACCGCGGUCGGGUAUGGUUCAUCAGAGGGAACAGACUAUAUUAUUGUGAAGAACUCAUGGGGACCAAAAUGGGGAGAAAAUGGAUACAUUAGGAUGAAGAGAAAUACCGGAAAACCUGAAGGAUUAUGUGGAAUCAACCAAAUGGCUUCGUAUCCAACCAAAGAGAACUAAUCCAUUGAAGCUCUCUCUAUGUUGUUUGAACAUUUCGAUACUCUUUUUUCCCCUCCAUGUUCCUUUCAAAUUGAUAUUGAAUUUCUGUAACUUUUCUAUUACCUUUGAUCAAUAAAACGACCAAAUUAGUAUUGGUUCGACAUGAA
Cucurbita maxima (winter squash) is the source of this 1255-nucleotide messenger RNA. RefSeq names its product cysteine protease XCP1-like. The record is from RefSeq and is a predicted model, not a curated record. Gene Ontology annotation, cellular component: lysosome. The transcript has 4 exons. Bases 60 to 1109 code for a protein of 349 amino acids. Gene Ontology annotation, molecular function: cysteine-type endopeptidase activity. Lineage: Eukaryota; Viridiplantae; Streptophyta; Magnoliopsida; Cucurbitales; Cucurbitaceae.